UGGAGAACAAACUCAAAAUUAGAACAGGGAAUAAAUAAAUAUAAGAAAAAUAUAUAUAAUGAAAUUUAUUAGAACUGAAGUAGUCACAGGUAAAUGAAAACUGACUUGUAAUCUUAGCUAUCAUACUUAACAUUUAUUAUUGCAGCUACCAGAAUAAAUCAUAAUAAACUGUCUGAGUGGUAUUUACAGCACACUUGUAUCCUUCAUUGCAAUUGGAAUCCUUUAGAAAAAGAUAGAAAAGAUAGCACCUAUUUUUCCUGCUCUAGACUCAAGCUUCUCGUUUUAUUUUUGUUUUUGUUUUUUUUUAAAUUAUCAUUGUCUAUAACUCUAUUACAGGAUGCCUAACGUACAGAGGUGGGAAAAUGGCUCAGUCAAUAAAGUGCAUGAGGACCUGGGUUCAGAUCCACAGAAUACACAUGACUCCAGCUUCUGAAACUGUGUGUUAUAAUCCAAUAUGGGAUCAUUCAAUCAACUAUGGGGAUAUAUCAGAAUCUGAUAUAUCACAAGAUAUAUUAGAAUAGUAAAACAUUUCCAAAUAUCAAGAUUAAAAGUUAAUUUAAAAAAAGGAAACAUAUAAAAAAAACAAACAAACAUGGGGUAUAGGCCUGGAGAGAGGUCUCACAAGUUUAAGAGCACUGGUGCCCUUUCAGAGGGAGAUCCACUCCCAGCACCCACAUGGCAGCUCACAACUGUCUGUAACUCCAGGUCUGAAAUGGCCCUAAACAUACUUCUGCUAUUUUAGGCUACACAAUUAUGCCAAGAAACAUUCUCAGCAUUGGUGGUUGUAGAAUCAUUUAUCAACUCUGAAUAAUACUGAAGGUACUGUACACCCUAUAGCAACAAAUAGUCCAGGAUGUAAAUUUUUAUGUAAAAAUAAACAAGCAAUCCACCUCAUUUGUAUAUAAAUUUGUUUUAAUCUUUAAUAAAUGAUAAAAUUAAAUAGAAACCAAAGAAUUGUUUUAGGAUAAAUUUAGUUACGCUAUCAGAAAGUGUUUGAUUUUUAGAACUAUUUAAUAUACCCAGGAUUGUAGCAAAAUUUCCCUCAUAAAAAGGAUUCAUGAGUGGAAAACAGUUUUAGUAAUCCUGCUUUAGAUAGCAACAACAAAAAUCUCUUGACACAAAUGCUAAAUAAAAUGUUGUGGGGAUCACAGAGGAACCUACACUAAAUAAACCAACAUAGGACUCAAAAUUCCUUGUUCUGUCCUUCUGUAGGAGAAGGCCCAGAGAACAGCAGAGAACGUCAAGUGUCUGUCACCCCCUCUUUGCCUCCCUGACCCAGGUCAUGCUACAAUUCCUGCUUGGAUUUACUUUGUGCAAUAUAGUUGGAAUGUACCUGGCUCAGAACUGUGACAUGCCAAACCUACUAAACAAUUUGUUAUUUUGUCUUUUUUUUUUUCAGAGCUGAGGACCGAACCCAGGGUUAGGCAAGCGCUCUACCACUGAGCUAAAUCCCCAACCCCUAAACCUACUAAACAAUUUGAAAGCCAGGACACUCCCUAGUUCCUGGUGUCCACCAGUGCUACAUUCUAAAUCCACCAGUAACAAUUCCUGAGAGGCCUGCCUCCUUUACAGCCUCACCCAAGCUUUUGUGUGACAGUUUUGCAGUGUUAGAGCCAAUAUGGGGCCAGAGUAAGAGGAAUCCUUGACACUUCCAGCAGACUCACUUCUUCCUAUACCUUUCUUCCAGCUACCUGGAAGGUUCUAAGAUGGUAACUAUGGUGUUAGCCUGCAAACACAACUUUGAUUAGUAGUUGCUUACCUGUCCUUUGAGAUUUCCACUAAUAAGUUUUGGAUAGCUGAUCAGAUAUAAACAGCGCUGUUGCUUUCACGCUGUGGGAUGGUUUUUCUGUAUGCUGUGAAUAUGUGUUGCUACCAUUGGUUAAUAAAGCAGCAGCUUUGGCCUAUGGCAAGACAGGUUAUAGCCAGGCAGGAAAUCCAAGCAAGGAUACAGGGAGAAGAAAGGUGGAGCCAGGGAAGAUGCCAGCUCGCUCAAGGAGCAACAUGCCAACAGACCAGUAAUGCCACAGCCAUGUGGUAAUACACAGAUUAACAGAAAUAGGUUAAUUUAAGAUAAAAGAGCGAGUUAGCAAUAAGCCUGAGCCAUAGACCAAAAAGCUUAUAAUUAAUACAAGCCUCUGUGUGUUUAUUUGGGACCAAACGGCUGUAGGACACAGGAAAAUGUCUGGCUACAGUUUCAAGAGCUAGCAGUUACAAUAGGUGCUUCUUAAAUAUUUGUUGCUAAAGUUUAUUGUUUCAAAAAUUAAAAUUAGCAUCUCCAAGCAAGUUUCUGGUCAAUUAUCCAUUUAUUUUAUAUUGUUAUCAAGGAGCUCCACAGUCGAUAAUUUAACAAAGAAAUCGUGCGCUUUUCUAAAUAAAAUAACAAAGAUUACUUGUGGAGAUGAAAUUAAGUAAUUACAACCAUGCUCAGUGUAACCAUUU
Messenger RNA from Peromyscus californicus insignis, 2439 nucleotides. RefSeq names its product short transmembrane mitochondrial protein 1-like. The record is from RefSeq and is a predicted model, not a curated record. The transcript has a single exon. Lineage: Eukaryota; Metazoa; Chordata; Mammalia; Rodentia; Cricetidae. The coding region runs from base 1283 to 1405 and encodes 40 amino acids.